Mesocestoides corti is the source of this 108-nucleotide messenger RNA. The record is from the annotation of a GenBank genome assembly. NCBI's taxonomy places the organism in Eukaryota, Metazoa, Platyhelminthes, Cestoda, Cyclophyllidea, Mesocestoididae.
AUGCUCCCCGUAGCGGUUAAAUUCAUCAAGCUUGCAUUUCCCCCCCAACGUUCCGACAGCUCGAAGUGGUUUCGCGUUGUUGGCGUCUGCUUGAUCGAUGUUGAACGG